Linum tenue is the source of this 1476-nucleotide messenger RNA. Lineage: Eukaryota; Viridiplantae; Streptophyta; Magnoliopsida; Malpighiales; Linaceae. The record is from the annotation of a GenBank genome assembly.
AUCAAACCAAAAUCCCCUUCCCCAGCCCUUCGGCGGAACUGCUUUACGCCCAUAAUAAAUACCCCUUUCCCCUCCUCCCAAAUACAGCAGUAAAAUCACAAACCACUCCCCUCCCUCUUCACAAAACAGAGUUCCACGCUUUACCUUUCUUCCUCUCUUCACAAAAAAACACAAGGCUCCCAGCUUUACCAAACUCGGCCAAUGGCGGGGACCGUGGUGGUUUUCGACUUCGACAAGACCAUAAUCGACGUGGACAGCGAUAAUUGGGUGGUAGAUGAACUGGGUUUCACUGAUUUGUUCAAUCAGCUACUCCCCACCAUGCCUUGGAACUCCCUCAUGGGUAGGAUGAUGAAGGAGAUUCAUGAACAUGGGAGAAACAUCGACGACAUUGUUGGAGCUCUACAACGCGUCCCAAUCCACCCUAGGGUUGCUCCCGCCAUCAAAUCUGCUCAUGCGUUGGGGUGCGAGCUGAGGAUUGUGAGUGAUGCGAAUUUGUUCUUUAUUGAGACGAUUUUGGAACACCUCGGAUUGAGGAACUACUUCUCUGAAAUCAACACGAAUCCUGGAUUUGUGGAUGAAGAAGGAAGGCUGAGGAUUUCUCCUUACCAUGAUUUCACCAAAUCUGCCCAUGGCUGCACCCUCUGCCCUCCCAACAUGUGCAAGGGAUUGAUAAUAGAGAGGAUCCAGGCGACCAUAGCCAAAGAAGGGGGCAGCAAGAAGUUGAUCUACCUUGGAGAUGGAGCAGGGGAUUACUGCCCAAGCUUGAAGCUGACUGAAUCAGACUAUGUGAUGCCAAGGAAGAACUUCCCAGUGUGGGAACUGAUCAGCAGGAAUCCAAUGGUGAUCAAGGCUGAGAUCCACGAGUGGAGCGACGGAGAAGAUCUCGAGCAUGUGUUGCUUGAGAUUGUCGAGAGGAUUACUAAAUCGUCAGAUUCAGUUGCUCUGUUAUCAGCAGCUAAUAGCAAUGGCAAUGACUGCAAGUUUCAGACAAUGGCUGCUGCAGCAGCUACAUUACCUCCAAGGCCUCUAUCAGUCCGUCAGUAGAGAAAGAGUAUAGAUUCUGAGUUGGAGUUGUGAUUUGGGUUUAUUAACAAGAGUCUGUUGAUUUGGCAUCUUUGACCAAGAGAAACAUGAAAGUUGAUUUGUAAGAGUCUGUGUGAUUUCUUUCUUGAUCAGAUGAUUGAUCGAAGAAAAUAGAAGCUUAUCAAUGUUAUUAUUAGGUAUUAUUAUUAACAGUGUGGUUACGUAACGUUACACUGUGCCUUUUUGCUGUCUCCUUUGGUGAGAAGAGGAAUGUGGAAUCCUACGGUGAUGCCAAAAGGUAAACUAAAUGCUGGGCUAAAGGCUGGGUUGGUAUUCUUAGGCCCAUUUAGUUGAUAAUUAAUGUAGUAAAGGUCAAGUUGUUAAUGACGUAGGGCAGCAUUUAGUAAUCUUACCAUUUAUUUAUUUAGGGGUUGUUUGGUAGUUGUAAUUGUU